AGUGUAGAAACAAAUAGUAUAAUGCCUGUUUAUGGAACUGUUAUCACCUGUGAGCCUCGGAAUUAAUUAUGAUUCCAAUCUAGCAGAUGUUUUUGCACUACGACCAUUUAACACCUGAAGGAUAUUUUUGUUUUGAAAGAAUAAUACCGGGUUAUUUAAAGACCCAACUGUGCGGUUAUAUUACGUGUAUUAUAUAUGGUAUGUGGCUUGUGCUUGUCGAGUUUGACAGAAUAAUUAACUGAACUACAGUAUAUUUUUUCCGGUGGGAACAGCAAAUGCCCCAGAUUAUCUGAUAAACCUAACUGAAAGAGAACAGAAUUGAUAAAAUGAUACACAGGAUCUUGCAAGGAUCUAUCUUAUCAAAUCUUUAAUAUUAUGAUCAGGAACAGCCAGCUGCAAGGACAUUCAGCUAAAACUGAAAUUUGUUGAAGGUUCUCGAAUCUCUCUGGGUAAUUGCAAGAUGGGAAACUAUAAAUCAAGGCCACAGUCCACAUGCUCACAGGAACUUCUAAAUAAAAUUUUGGAAAAUUAUGCAUUGCUGGAGGAGAAGUUACAACAGGAUUUAUACAUUGCUGACACAGAAGGGCUUACAGAUGUUCAGAAUGUGUGUUGUAAUGGCACUGCAGACCAACUUGCAAGCCUCCUCAGUCCAGAAGCUCUUGGUGAACGACUGGACAACGGCAUGACACUCCUGCAUUUAUGCUGCCUUUCCAAAGACAUGCCAAACAAUGAAGAAUACUUGGAGAAAAAGGAGGAAAAAAAAGUGGAAGCUGAAGAGAAUAUGAAGGAGUCUCCAUGCUAUCUGCAGCUCAUGAAAUCUUCACGUAACAAGAAGGACCGGGAAGGAAACAAGGAAAAUGAGAAUGAAAAUGAAAUGCAGAUACAGGAGACAAAAGCUUAUAGGCAUAAAGAUAUUAAAGAACUGGUUAGAAUCCUCCUGCAGAAGGGAGCAGAUCCAACCAUAAUAUGUAAAAAUGGAUUUUCACCUCUUCAUAUUGCUUCAUAUAAGGGGGAUGUGGAUCUGGUUCGUCUCCUCCUGGAAAAGUGUAGCCACCUUGACCACACAGGAGCAGGGAGUGUCACUGCACUGCAUAUAUCUUGCAUGGCUGGCCACCUGGAGGUCACAAGAGCACUGGCUCAGCGUGGCGCAAACAUAGAAGCCAGAGAUGCUGUGUCUUUUUCUCCCCUUCACAUUGCUUGCCUUUUUGGAAAUGAAUCGGUUGUAGAAUAUUUACUUUCACGUGGAGUUGACGUCAAUAUAGCAGGCUCAGUGGGUGACCGGCCACUCCAUUUAUCCAGCACCUUUGGCUAUUAUAAGGUGGUACAGAUGCUUCUAAAGAAAGGAGCAAGAGUUCGAAUUCAAGAUGAGGAAGGUAACACAGCUUUGCAUUGCUGUGUUCGGAAUGGUCAUUCUAAUAUUUUAAAUUUACUGCUGCAACCACAGUUUCGAUCUGAUGCCCACAUUACAAAUGUCUAUCUUGACACUCCUCUUCAUGUAGCUUGUUAUCAUGGGUGGUUUGAAUGUGCAAAGGCCCUGCUGACAUAUGGAGGUUCAAGCCUGUUGCUGAAAGAAAACUUAUGGGGUGAAAUAGCAGUGCAAGCAGCUUGCACAGGGGGUCAAAGCAUAGAUCUUGUGGAUUUCUUAUUAAGUCAGGAUCCUGCUUUGAUUAAUUAUCAGAGUCCAGAUGGCCACACACCUUUACACUCUGCAUGUUAUCACGGGCAUGCAAAGAUCGUUCAGCUGCUACUUAGUCAUGGGGCAGACACCAACCUUACAGCUCAUGAUCGGAUCUUGAACAGUGAGAAAAAGAUCAUACAGGAAGAGCAGACACCACUCAUGUGGGCAUAUGAGAAAGGGUAUGAUGACAUUGCCAGCAUCCUCAAGUAUUUCAGACGACCAGGUUUAUAUGAAGAUUAUGCAAGAGGAGACUAUUUGUCAGGUCUUGAAACUACGUACUUUCCCAUUCCUUCACCAAUUGGCAAACUGCGAACAAUGAUUCAAGAAAAGAUAGAUGUACUACAUCUUCGAUCAGUAUUGCCACCAGAAUUACAUCUCAGUCUGUCAGAUAUAGAAAAUAUGGAAAAUAUUGGAUCUGGUUCAUUUGGAAAAAUUUACAAGGGGAAAUAUGAAGACAAAAUUGUUGCUGUGAAGAGAUAUAGAGCCAACAUGUCCUAUGGUAAAAGUGACGUGGAAAUGUUCUGCCGUGAAGUGUCUGUUCUUGGGUCUCUUGAUUCCCCUUACAUUGUUAAAUUUGUUGGUGCUUGUUUACAGGACCCAAGUCAAUUUGCGAUUGUCACGGAAUAUGUUGCGGGAGGUUCCCUGUUCAGCACUCUACAUGAACAGAAGAGGUCAAUUGACACAGUGACUAGACUACAGAUAGCCCUUGAUGUAGCAAAUGGCAUGCUGUAUCUACAUACACUGCCACAACCUAUCAUUCAUAGGGACUUGAAUUCCCAUAACAUUCUUCUAAGCAAUGAUUGUCGAGCUAGAGUUGCAGAUUUUGGAGAAUCAAGAUUUGUACGAAAUAUACUUGAAGAAAAUAUGACUAAACAACCAGGUAAUCUUCGAUGGAUGGCACCUGAAGUAUUUACACAGUGCACCAGAUACUCAAUUAAAGCUGAUGUAUUUUCAUUUGGACUUUGUCUGUGGGAACUUCUAGCCUCUGAACUUCCUUUUGCACACCUCAAGCCUGCUGCUGCAGCUGCUGACAUGGCAUACAAACACAGUCGGCCUCCCCUUGAUAUGGCCUUUCCCAAAGAAGUAGCAACAUUACUGGAGAACUCUUGGCAUAAGGUUCCUGAAGAAAGACCUGAUUUUUCACAGAUUGUAGAAGACCUAGAGACUUUAAUCGAGUCUCAGAAGGUUGCCCAAAAGGAUGGAGGCAGCCCGGUGCACCCUCAUCACCACCAUACGUGCUGUGCUACAUGCUCUUUUGUGUCACCAACAGGAAGCACAACUCCACCUGACUCUUCUCAGAACACAGACUCAGAGCUGUCUGGCCAUGUGACAGCUUUGCGAACAAGGUGGGAGCAAGAGGCCAGUCGAGGACAGACAGCUUUCAAAUCAUCCCAUCCAACCAUUGAAGAACUGAGAAGCAGAAUGAAUAAUAAUGGAUAUGUAGAGGGAAAUACUUAUCAGUAUCGCAUUGCUCCAGUCUUCAGUAAACAUAGGAAGUCAAUGUUGCAGAAUUACUGACAGUGGUGGUAGGGGGAAGGGGGGAAGUGUGAAUUACUUGUUUCUUAUUUUACUUUGUCCUUAUUCAAAUCCUGUAUUUUUUAUUGUUGGAACUUUGCCAGAAUUUAUUAAAUGAUAGUCUUCAGUCUGGACAUACAGGAGGCCCUGGCACAUGUCAUCACUUGACAUCUAACCCAAUAAUCCUUUUAACAUCUUGUAAUAACAUUUACUGUAUGAUAAAGAAACCUUUAAAGUAUAUAAUUCUGUAGCUAAUUUAGUAUACAUAUGUUCUUUUAUACAAUUGUGAAUGUGCCCAUUUAAAAUAUAUAGAUGAUAUGGAGAGAUGAGAGCAAGAGAGAUAGAUGAAAAAUGUUUAUACCACAUUUUACUUAUCCCUCAUUUUUAUAGUAAGGCUUUUAAGAUGAAAGAUUAACAUGAUUACCAUGGUCAUUACAUGCAUAAGUAAAAGCAAUGGUGAAGCCAAAGCUAAUUUUCAGAAUGAGAGUACAUGUAACCAUGAGACCUUCUUUCACUCCUCACCAUUUGAUUAUGAUCAUCAAUCAACUGGUGGGAGACUUAGUCGUCCUGCUACUAACCUUGUUUCCACAAAAGUAGAUCACAUAUGAUGGUUUGAUUGUGAAUGAACAUGUGAAAAAUAAUUAUGAGUGGAUAGUAAGUAAAUUGGAAAAAUACAAAUACUAUUGCUCAAAUUAUUGAUUGAUUAUUGAUUGUCUAAUGUGAUGCAGCCCUGCCAGCUAACUAUGAUUCAAAAUGAAUAGCAAAUUUGACCAUGAUUUUAACUUUCUAAUCACUUAUGCCUGUAUUGAUGUAAAGAAGGAAAUUUAGGAAAUAUAAUUAAACUAAUGAAAACUAUGAACUCUUGCAGAAGAAAAUCUAUUGCUUAAACUAGGUCAAAUGUGAUAAAAUCCUAGAAAUGGCAGGGCCUCCUAUGUAUCUAGAUUGACCAAACUUCAGUGGUUAUAAUGCUAAUAUUAUAACAAAAAGUCAUGGAGCUUGCAGGUUUCUAAACCUGUGAGGGGCAGUUUCCUUCAUGUUCCUCAUUAUGUUACACAUUUAUAUUGAAGUCAUCAAUCCUAAAAUUUAUUAUAGUUUCUCAGCUUCUCAAGUCAACAAAGAAUUCAUCAAUGUACUGACUUAAGGUUUGUUAAGGUUUAAAGAAAUUCACUGUUUGAUAAAAUAUUGAGCUUCAAUUAAUCCAUCAUGCCUUUACCUGAUGUUUUUGCUUUAGUCAUUCACUAUUAUCUGUUUCUGGUUGGGAUGGGCUGUUGGACAUUUUGCAUUUUCUUAUUGCAUUUUUAUCUGUUGUUUUAUUUCUGACAUUACCUAUUUAACACUGUUUUAUACAUAUAUUAGUUAAUGUGGAAAAAAAUAUUUGUCAAUAAACAUUGUCCAUAUUUUGUUGUACCUGGAGGAAAAGUGGAUGUUAAAUAUAAAGAAGGCUAUGAAUAUAAAAUGAAUGAAGAAAUUAAACAUCAAUUUAAGAUUGGUAUGUACAAAAUCAAGAGCCAUUAUGAGUUCAGAUGCAGGAAAUAGAAUGGAAUGGAGUAACACCACAUCCUUGGUCUCAUUACUUAGUUGGCAUUUGUCACAGUCUAAGUUCAUUUCAUACCAUUUUGCUAAGUAUAGUAUAUGAAGAUCCCUUUAGUUUGUAAACAGCUUACUGACAUGCCUCACUGUGCUCAGGCAGCAAAAGUGGUACACCUUCCUCUAGCAAGUCUAGGGUAGACAAGGUAGGCUGCUCCCUAUGUUUGUCUUGUGUCAUUGGCACGCCUUCCUCUAGCAAGUCUAGGGAAGACUGAGCCAGGCUGCUCAGAUUGUUUUUGUUUUGCUCUGUUAGCAUAUUAAUUUGGAUUCAGUACUGCAUGUAUUAUUUUUUAUUUUCUCUCCUUUCUUCUGCAAUCUUGUGUCACGGGACAAAAGCUGUGCUUUUUUCAUGAAUUAGUGGCACUGUAAAUUCAUUGUUUUAUGUUUUAUAAUUGAUUUUUUAAAAAAGUUUUUAAAGUAUUAUUUUAAUAGUUACAUAUUUUCUAUAUGUACAAAUACUUAUCAAAACGUCUACAGCAGCUUUAUGAA
Molecule: messenger RNA, 5269 nt
Organism: Penaeus indicus
Lineage: Eukaryota; Metazoa; Arthropoda; Malacostraca; Decapoda; Penaeidae
Product: serine/threonine-protein kinase TNNI3K-like
Exons: 17
Coding region: 461-3196 (911 amino acids)
Biological process (GO): signal transduction; protein phosphorylation
Cellular component (GO): cytoplasm
Molecular function (GO): protein kinase activity; ATP binding; protein binding
Source: RefSeq, a predicted model, not a curated record